AAAACACACGUAAAACAAACUAAAACACUUAAAAACUACGUAGUAACUACCCUCCGCCUCGCAGAAUUCUGCUUUGGUGACUAGGCUGCAUGUAUUUUGUUGUGGUUAAUUAGGAAAACCCCGCCUGUGAGUGUGUUUACCAUCGCCAAAAGCAAGUUUCGAGCCGCAAGAUUCUCGACAGAAAAGUAAAGAACUCGUAGUGCAAAGCAGUCCGUAAAAAUGUCGGAGUCGUACGAUUAUCUCUUCAAGUUUCUCAUUAUCGGACGGGCGGGCAGCGGAAAGUCUUGCCUGCUGCACCAGUUCAUCGACAGCAAAUUCAAGGAAGACAGCUCGCACACGAUCGGGGUCGAGUUUGGUUCGCGCAUCGUAAACGUCGGCGGAAAGUCGAUCAAGCUGCAGAUCUGGGAUACGGCCGGACAGGAGCGUUUCCGGUCGGUGACGCGCUCGUACUAUCGAGGUGCCGCAGGGGCACUGCUCGUGUACGACACGACUUCGCGUGAUAGCUUCAAUGUGCUGUGGAACUGGCUGAACGAUGCCCGGACACUGGCCAGCCAGAACAUUUGUAUUCUGCUCGUCGGCAACAAGAAAGAUCUGGAGGAGGAGCGCGAAGUUACAUUCCUAGAGGCAAGCAACUUUGCGCAGGAGAACGAGCUUAUCUUUCUCGAGACGAGCGCCAAAACGGGCGAGAAUGUGGAGGAAGCGUUCCUGAAAUGCUCGAAAACGAUCCUGGCGAAGAUCGAAACGGGUGAGCUGGAUCCGGAACGCAUCGGCAGCGGCAUUCAGUACGGUGAUGCAUCGACGAGGAAUGCUGCCGGUGGUGCCGCGGCCGGAGGACAAACGCCGAGAAGCCGACUACGACCAGACAACUGCCCCGGUGGUAGCUGUCGGUCGUAGAGGGGGUGAUUUUGCUGAAGUAGAGACGAACUACGCAGGAGGAGGAGGAUACGUUGGUAAUACGUUGGUAAUUAUGACAAACCAUUUCGGGCUCUUAAUUGGAUUCGCCUUUUCAUUCCUGCGCGGAGAGCACGGAACACACAAUACGCUGCGAAAGGGAAAAGCAUCGAAAGCGAAGCGAAGAGAUCGAUUCGUUUAUCAUUCCCAUUUGCGGCAGAGUGCACCGCAUCAAGGGAGAAACUUACUGGAUUAUUGGCCUCCCGUUGAAGCGACAUUGUCUAUGAGCCAAACACGAGCUCGAAUCUCAAAAACCGUGCUAACAACACUAAUCACCAAGGUCGCCGCGGAACGAUGAAGGAGAAUUAGAAAAAGGAACUGAUAAGACGCAAAAGUUCAGUAUUCCAUCGUAUAUUAACAUGAAAUACUUAUUUGACACGACAUUUCGGUAAUUUAGGCGCAUCAAUUGAGUUACUCCUGUGUAAAACCUUCUCGUUAUCGCUUGUGCUUGCUUCUAUUGUUUGAUAUUAUAAGUGAAUCUUCGUGCGCUUAGUUUAUUGGCCUUUCUUGGUCAUUAACUUGUCCACAGCUGAGCAGCUCAACCCCCAAGAACCGUGUGUCGCUGCAGAUUCUUGGUACCUACAGGUUUUGUUUGGUCAAAUUCCCGGCGACUGUCUCUUCGAGAUUUUUUUUUGCAUUUUUGUUUGUUGCUUUUAUUACACACAUCACACACUGUGGCUUUGUUGUGCGUGUUCUUACCUUGUUUGUUUUACCAAACUUUAUCACCAAACUUAUUGUGCUGAUGGUAUCGAUGUAUGUCGGUGUACGUGUGUGUGUGUGUGUCUCCUUUUGUGCUGUGCAAUCGAUCGAUGCUACUACUACGUGAUCACAUACGCGCUCGUUCGCAUGGGUGGAGGUUAUCAUCGGUUAUAAAACAAAUUAAAUUAGGACCACGACAGAGGUAGAGAGAAAGAGAGAAGGUAGUAAUCAGAAGAUAGAAGUUAGAAUGUACUGUACUAUUAAGGUGCCUGGAACCGCGAGAAAACUAAAGGAGUGGGCUUAGAGGGGUGAAUGAGUGGGAUGCAAAAACAAGAGAAUGGCCGUGUGCUGUGAGUGAGAUAUAUGAAGCUGAUGAAUGAGAUGAACGAGCUAAAAAUCCCCUUUUUCCAAUGUGAGCGCUAAAAAAAGGACUAACUCAGUUUCAGUCCCUCUUCCCUUCUCCUUAUCAAACAUUCUUAGCUGUUCAAUGUUAAGUGACAGAAACGAUCGAUUUAUACUGUAGCAUUAGUGCACUGGCAGAGUGCAAUCGUUGAAACCGCUCUGCUCUGGGGCCGUCGAGAGCUAACUAAACCAUUUAAAUGCCUAGAAAGUAAUUGUAAAGAAAAGAAACAGAAAACGAAUAACAACACAAAGAUUCAUACACGGAAUAGAGCCUGAAACAUGAUUGCAGGUGCAUAUUAGGAGCAUAUAUUUGACAAAGAGGUGGGCGAUGUUUAAAUGAAACGAAUAAAUAUCUCGAAUCCAUGUAACAGUCGUCCGAACACCAU
Messenger RNA from Anopheles darlingi, 2438 nucleotides. RefSeq names its product ras-related protein Rab-4B (gene Rab4). Bases 220 to 894 code for a protein of 224 amino acids. NCBI's taxonomy places the organism in Eukaryota, Metazoa, Arthropoda, Insecta, Diptera, Culicidae. Gene Ontology annotation, molecular function: GTP binding; GTPase activity. Gene Ontology annotation, biological process: Rab protein signal transduction; regulation of endocytosis. The record is from RefSeq and is a predicted model, not a curated record. Gene Ontology annotation, cellular component: endosome. The transcript is spliced from 3 exons.